AACUGUAAUCACACAAUACUCCACCCAAGUGCUUGAUAAGGAUUUCUAAGACAGAUCCUAACAUAGUCAUAAAAAAAUCCCCUCUGAAAUGUGCACUUUGUACUGUGUCUAUGAGUAGGUGUGUUUAAAAUGUCACGAACUGGAAUGCCUAACUCUAGUUCCCAGGAAUUAAUCACUUAGAAGAGUGAAAGGGGGGAAUUAACUUUCUUUAAAACUUAUAAGUUUCUCCAAAGCAGCAGCCAAAAUAGAACUUGCUGAAUAGAAAUAUGGUUAUCUUUCCAUAAGAACUAAAAAUCUUUUUUUAACAUAUUUUUCUCUGAAACUGCUUUGCCAAGUUUCCUCUUGUGGAUUAGCUGCAGGUCACAGAUAUUCUGGGAAUAAAGAUAUGAAAGGAUUUUUUUUUCUUUCUUGGUUACAAUUCAAUGAUUUUAGUAAAUUUAUAGAUUUGUGCAAUCAUCACAACUAUCUAGUUUUAGAGCAUUUUGAUUGCCCAACAGAAUUCCCUCAAGUUCUAUUUGCAGUCUAUUCCUGUUCAAAUCCUUAGCCCUGGGCAACCACGGCUUUAUGUUUCUAUAAAUUUGCCUUUCCAGUUCAUAUAAAUGGCCAUUUCAUAUAAAUGAAAAUCAUACAAUAUGUUGUUUUUCAUUUGGCUUUCAGCAUAUGUUUUUGAAGUUCAUUCGUGAUGUAGCAAACAUCAGUAUUUCUUCCCCUUUUAUUGCUGAACAAUAUUCCAUGGUAUGGAUACACCCUGUUUUGUUUAUCUACUCACCAGCUGAUGGGUAUUUAUGUUGUUUCUUUUGUUUAUCUGCUCACCAAUUGAUGGGUAUUUGUCUUGUUUCCAGAUUUUGGCUAUUAUAAAUAAUGCUGCUAUGAACAUUCUGGUGUGUGUUUUUGUGUGAACAUGUUUCCUGUUCUCUUGAGUAGAAUCCUAACUUGCUGGGUUGUGCAAAGGGUUAUUGACUGCUGCUAUACACGAGGUUCCAUCUGAUUCAGGUAUGUAGUGUCAGUGGAAACUUAUCAAGCAGUUUUUAACUUACUUUUUAAAAUCGGCUGAUGCACCCAUUACUAAAGGGAUGGUCUAUAAAAACAACUGUUGUGAUUCGAUAAAUGCUGAACAGAGAGGAGAGGUCGAAGUCCAGCUAAUGUCAGCUGAUAUGUGGCCAGGUUCAUCUUUGGACAGGCUUCCAAAAGGGAGUUUAUGAAACUUGCUUCAUGGAUCAAGAGAUGUCCUAAUCAUUACAGAUCCCGGGCAUCUUUGUAUAAUAUAUGUAUGAUCAGAUUGAUCGUGACUUCACACUCCCUCUAGGACCACGUGGAAGGGUUGAGAAAAUCCAGGCAAUAGUUUGUAGCCAAACAAGAGCAAAACUCGAGUACCUCUGAGGGAAAGCCGGACCCCUUUUCCAUCCUCUCCUGUGUAAGUAACUUCAUUUAUAAGCUGAAAUGGCGCUACCAGAUCAUCCUAUUACCAUCACCAUGCCUCAUUAGAGUGGGGACUUUCGGCGGUGGCUUGGGAAGUACCCAAAGUUUUAGGGGUUACAGCAGAGGCCAAAAAGGCAGACAGAGGAAGCAGGGUAGCGCUCUGAAAAGGUUCAGGGCCAGGGACCCACAGGGGGAGGCAGGAGUGGCAGGCACCACGAUCUGCUCUCUGGCGCUCUACAGGAAAGCACCGGGAGUCAAUGUCCUCGCGCGUCCCUUGCGCAGAGUGUGGUGCGAGGUUGGGGGGGUUACUGGGGACCCAGGGGGCUAUCACCUUGGACACCUAUGGUGGGGGGAAGGCUGAGGAGUAAGAUAACCGGGCAGCUGGAAACUUACAGCUCUUCCCCCGCAGUGGAGGAAUGAGGAGUUUAAAGGCCACGUCCACACAGAGGGUGACAGAGGCAUCCUCUCCGCGCAGGACGCGGACUGGGGCCAGGCACGCAGCGCCACCCGGAUCCUGGAGUCGUCAAGAAAAACGCGGGCGGGCAGGCCGAAGAGGCGCGCUCGGCGGCUCAUUCCGCGGCCGCCGCCAGCUGAGGGGAGCGUCGCGGGCCGAGGAGCAGAUGCCGCGGGGGCCGCUCGCAGCCGCCGCUGACUUGUGAAUGGGACCGGGACUGGGGCCGGGACUGACACCGCAGCGCUUGCCCUGCGCCAGGGACUGGCGGCUCGGAGGUUGCGUCCACCCUCAAGGGCCCCAGAAAUCACUGUGUUUUCAGCUCAGCGGCCCUGUGACAUUCCUUCCUGUUGUCAUUUGUUGAGUGACCAAUCAGAUGGGUGGAGUGUGUUACAGAAAUUGGCAGCAAGUAUCCAAUGGGUGAAGAAGAAGCUAACUGGGGACGUGGGCAGCCCUGACGUGAUGAGCUCAACCAGCAGAGACAUUCCAUCCCAAGAGAGGUCUGCGUGACGCGUCCGGGAGGCCACCCUCGGCAAGACCACCGUACGGUUGGUGGAAGGGGUGACAGCUGCAUUCUCCUGUGCCUACCACGUAACCAAAAAUGAAGGAGAACUACUGUUUACAAGCCGCCCUGGUGUGCCUGGGCAUGCUGUGCCACAGCCAGGCCUUUGCCCCAGAGCGGCGGGGGCACCUGCGGCCCUCCUUCCAUGGGCACCAUGAGAAGGGCAAGGAGGGGCAGGUGCUACAGCGCUCCAAGCGUGGCUGGGUCUGGAACCAGUUCUUCGUGAUAGAGGAGUACACCGGGCCUGAUCCCGUGCUUGUGGGCAGGCUUCAUUCAGAUAUUGACUCUGGUGAUGGGAACAUUAAAUACAUUCUCUCAGGGGAAGGAGCUGGAACCAUUUUUGUGAUUGAUGACAAAUCAGGGAACAUUCAUGCCACCAAAACGUUGGAUCGAGAAGAGAGAGCCCAGUACACGUUGAUGGCUCAGGCGGUGGACAGGGACACCAACCGGCCACUGGAGCCACCGUCGGAAUUCAUUGUCAAGGUCCAGGACAUUAAUGACAACCCUCCGGAGUUCCUGCACGAGACCUAUCAUGCCAACGUGCCUGAGAGGUCCAAUGUGGGAACGUCAGUAAUCCAGGUGACAGCUUCAGAUGCAGAUGACCCCACUUAUGGAAAUAGCGCCAAGUUAGUGUACAGUAUCCUCGAAGGACAACCCUAUUUUUCGGUGGAAGCACAGACAGGUAUCAUCAGAACAGCCCUACCCAACAUGGACAGGGAGGCCAAGGAGGAGUACCACGUGGUGAUCCAGGCCAAGGACAUGGGUGGACAUAUGGGCGGACUCUCAGGGACAACCAAAGUGACGAUCACACUGACCGAUGUCAAUGACAACCCACCAAAGUUUCCGCAGAGCGUAUACCAGAUGUCUGUGUCAGAAGCAGCCGUCCCUGGGGAGGAAGUAGGAAGAGUGAAAGCUAAAGAUCCAGACAUUGGAGAAAAUGGCUUAGUCACAUACAAUAUUGUUGAUGGAGAUGGUAUGGAAUCGUUUGAAAUCACAACGGACUAUGAAACACAGGAGGGGGUGAUAAAGCUGAAAAAGCCUGUAGAUUUUGAAACCAAAAGAGCCUAUAGCUUGAAGGUAGAGGCAGCCAACGUGCACAUCGACCCGAAGUUUAUCAGCAAUGGCCCUUUCAAGGACACUGUGACCGUCAAGAUCGCAGUAGAAGAUGCUGAUGAGCCCCCUAUGUUCUUGGCCCCAAGUUACAUCCAUGAAGUCCAAGAAAAUGCAGCUGCUGGCACCGUGGUUGGGAGAGUGCAUGCCAAAGACCCUGAUGCUGCCAACAGCCCAAUAAGGUAUUCCAUCGAUCGUCACACUGACCUCGACAGAUUUUUCACUAUUAAUCCAGAGGAUGGUUUUAUUAAAACUACAAAACCUCUGGAUAGAGAGGAAACAGCCUGGCUCAACAUCACUGUCUUUGCAGCAGAAAUCCACAAUCGGCAUCAGGAAGCCAAAGUCCCAGUGGCCAUUAGGGUCCUUGAUGUCAACGAUAAUGCUCCCAAGUUUGCUGCCCCUUAUGAAGGUUUCAUCUGUGAGAGUGAUCAGACCAAGCCACUUUCCAACCAGCCAAUUGUUACAAUUAGUGCAGAUGACAAGGAUGACACGGCCAAUGGACCAAGAUUUAUCUUCAGCCUACCCCCUGAAAUCAUUCACAAUCCAAAUUUCACAGUCAGAGACAACCGAGAUAACACAGCAGGCGUGUACGCCCGGCGUGGAGGGUUCAGUCGGCAGAAGCAGGACUUGUACCUUCUGCCCAUAGUGAUCAGCGAUGGCGGCAUCCCGCCCAUGAGUAGCACCAACACCCUCACCAUCAAAGUCUGCGGGUGCGACGUGAACGGGGCACUGCUCUCCUGCAACGCAGAGGCCUACAUUCUGAACGCCGGCCUGAGCACAGGCGCGCUGAUCGCCAUCCUCGCCUGCAUCGUCAUUCUCCUGGUCAUUGUAGUAUUGUUUGUGACCCUGAGAAGGCAAAAGAAAGAACCACUCAUUGUCUUUGAGGAAGAAGAUGUCCGUGAGAACAUCAUUACUUAUGAUGAUGAAGGGGGUGGGGAAGAAGACACAGAAGCCUUUGAUAUUGCCACCCUCCAGAAUCCUGAUGGUAUCAAUGGAUUUAUCCCCCGCAAAGACAUCAAACCUGAGUAUCAGUACAUGCCUAGACCUGGGCUCCGGCCAGCGCCCAACAGCGUGGAUGUCGAUGACUUCAUCAACACGAGAAUACAGGAGGCAGACAAUGACCCCACGGCUCCUCCUUAUGACUCCAUUCAAAUCUACGGUUAUGAAGGCAGGGGCUCAGUGGCUGGGUCCCUGAGCUCCCUAGAGUCGGCCACCACAGAUUCAGACUUGGACUAUGAUUAUCUACAGAACUGGGGACCUCGUUUUAAGAAACUAGCAGAUUUGUAUGGUUCCAAAGACACUUUUGAUGACGAUUCUUAACAAUAACGAUACAAAUUUGGCCUUAAGAACUGUGUCUGGCGUUCUCAAGAAUCUAGAAGAUGUGUAAACAGGUAUUUUUUUAAAUCAAGGAAAGGCUCAUUUAAAACAGGCAAAGUUUUACAGAGAGGAUACAUUUAAUAAAACUGCGAGGACAUCAAAGUGGUAAAUACUGUGAAAUACCUUUUCUCACAAAAAGGCAAAUAUUGAAGUUGUUUAUCAACUUCGCUAGAAAAAAAACACUUGGCAUACAAAAUAUUUAAGUGAAGGAGAAGUCUAACGCUGAACUGACAAUGAAGGGAAAUUGUUUAUGUGUUAUGAACAUCCAAGUCUUUCUUCUUUUUUAAGUUGUCAAAGAAGCUUCCACAAAAUUGGAAAGGACAACAGUUCUGAGCUGUAAUUUCGCCUUAAACUCUGGACACUCUAUAUGUAGUGCAUUUUUAAACUUGAAAUAUAUAAUAUUCAGCCAGCUUAAACCCAUACAAUGUAUGUACAAUACAAUGUACAAUUAUGUCUCUUGAGCAUCAAUCUUGUUACUGCUGAUUCUUGUAAAUCUUUUUGCUUCUACUUUCAUCUUAAACUAAUACGUGCCAGAUAUAACUGUCUUGUUUCAGUGAGAGACGCCCUAUUUCUAUGUCAUUUUUAAUGUAUCUAUUUGUACAAUUUUAAAGUUCUUAUUUUAGUAUACAUACAAAUAUCAGUAUUCUGACAUGUAAGAAAAUGUUACGGCAUCACACUUAUAUUUUAUGAACAUUGUACUGUUGCUUUAAUAUGAGCUUCAAUAUAAGAAGCAAUCUUUGAAAUAAAAAAAGAUUCUUUUUUAAUUCUGGGUUUGAUUCUUAACAUUGAAACAAACGUUAAGUAUUUCUAAUGAUCCAUUUAUAUUUCUAAUUUAAUUGUGAUCUUUUAAUAACCCUAUUUAUGAUCUGUUGUUGUCUGUCUGCUGCUUUUAUUGUUUAUUUAAAAUCAAAUAUGUUUUACAAAUGUUUUUUCAGACAAGAUUCUGUAACAUCAUGUAAAGCUUUUUUGUACAUUCUUGGUGUUAACCUCCUGGCUUCUCUUCACACACAUCUUCUAAAAAAGAAGGAUGUGAAAGAACUAGGUCAGUCUAUGACUUUGCAAUAUGUGUUAUAUAAUAUGCAUUUAUCUUGUAUAUCAGUAAUUUGAUGGUUAUGAGAGAUGAAUCCAUGAGGGAAUGGAGCUAUCAGAACUCUAAUGUUCCAGGUAUACAUUCUAUGCCCCACACUGAGCACUGGGGAACUGGGGGACUAGAGUCAAAAAUAUAAAUUUGCCCAGACUCUAAUGUUAUUCUAUUUCUUCUUAUGUUGAACUUACCAGGCUAUUGUAAGACUCUUGACAGUUGAAACUGCUUAUUUUUCCUCCUGUAAUUUUAACUAAUUGUAAAAUGAUGUGGCAUUUUAUGUUUUAAUGAGAAUGGGCGAUUCAUUUUAAAAAGCUUUGUUUAGAAUAUGCUUGGGGCCGUAAGCUCAGAAUGAGGGCGGGGACCAUUUUGGAUUCUGAGAGUCGAUGCCAUUUGGUCCAGGAGUGUGUCUACAGUCCCCUGCAUUCCAGCUAGUUUCUUGGGGAUUGAAACUUAUGUGAAGGGCAUUUCACCUGUUCAGUUGGGCCAAAGGUCAAAACGUAGCAAUACUUGGGGAAAGACCACAUAAAGUCACACUGCAAGUGCUUUCCCUCUUUCCCCCUACACACAGGGCACGUGCUUUUUCUUGGAUUGCAGAUAAUUUUUACAGUUUUUUUCUGACUUUAUUGUGAAAGUUUGUUUCAAGCAUUUCUUGAUAUCAUGUUACAUACUAUUUUUAUGAUUUAGUCAACAUGCAUACAAAGAAAUGUUUUUUAUGAAGUGCUCACUUCCAUUUUACUUUGCAUUGAAAUCAAAUUAGGCUGAACACUUCAAUGGAAUACAUUUUGUGGACAAUGUCACUUUAGAAUCUUUCAUCUCAGUGAAGGAUUACACAUUCUCAAUACUUCCAUAAUUGCAGGUUGUGUUCAUUUUUUUAUAUAGUUUUUGUAAUCCAAAGAAUAUUUUGCUAGAUUUGCACAGAUCUCCAAUUGAAUUUGCAAUGAAGACAUAACUCAAAAGGAAUAUGAAUAGCAUUUAAAUAAGUAUACAGCUGUAAGUAACCCUGUCACCAUGGAUGAUCCUUUUCUCUAGGAAUGUAUUUGGAUUAGAGAUGACAACUACAUUUUCGCAUUUUUAUGUUGAAGUCUUUUUUAAAAAGGCUGUUUACUUUUCAGUAGUUAAGAAUACUUGUUUUUCUUUUCUUUUUUUUUUUUUACCUUUUAUUUUUUCGUUAAGCCUCUAUUGUUUGUAGAACACUCUUAGAAACUUGGAAAUAAAAUGUCUUUCCCAA
This is a messenger RNA of Gorilla gorilla gorilla (western lowland gorilla), 7231 nucleotides long. It is a transcript of the gene CDH11, whose product is annotated as cadherin 11. The transcript is spliced from 14 exons. Gene Ontology annotation, cellular component: adherens junction; catenin complex; plasma membrane. Gene Ontology annotation, molecular function: cadherin binding; calcium ion binding; beta-catenin binding. Gene Ontology annotation, biological process: cell morphogenesis; cell-cell adhesion mediated by cadherin; adherens junction organization. The coding region runs from base 2472 to 4862 and encodes 796 amino acids. The record is from RefSeq and is a predicted model, not a curated record. Lineage: Eukaryota; Metazoa; Chordata; Mammalia; Primates; Hominidae.